Messenger RNA from Papaver somniferum (opium poppy), 1144 nucleotides. RefSeq names its product glutathione S-transferase DHAR3, chloroplastic-like. The record is from RefSeq and is a predicted model, not a curated record. Gene Ontology annotation, molecular function: glutathione dehydrogenase (ascorbate) activity. The coding region runs from base 102 to 896 and encodes 264 amino acids. NCBI's taxonomy places the organism in Eukaryota, Viridiplantae, Streptophyta, Magnoliopsida, Ranunculales, Papaveraceae. The transcript is spliced from 6 exons. Gene Ontology annotation, biological process: cellular oxidant detoxification; ascorbate glutathione cycle; protein glutathionylation.
UAUGAAGCACUCACAAAUACCAGAAUCUUAUCUUGGAUCUUCCUCAUAUGUUGCACACAGAUAGAGAGAGUAGUUGAUUGAGUGAACAGCUAUUCUUCAUAAUGGCAAUGUCGACAGCAAAUUUGCCAACAACUGCCAUUUCUCUGUCAUCUUCGAUCAAAACCUUAGGCCGUUUCAGUUUGUUUUCCAACAAUUCUCACAAAAUAAAAAGUUUUAAUCGUAGAGCUCUUUUAGUGAAGAUGUCUUCUUCAGUUUCAGACCCUCUUGAAAUUUGUGUUAAAGCUUCUAUUACCACUCCUGGAAAGCUUGGAGAUUGUCCUUUUACUCAAAGGGUUUUGCUUACAUUGGAGGAAAAACAUCUCCCUUAUGACAUGAAGAUGAUAGAUUUGGCUAACAAACCAGAAUGGUUCUUGAAAGUCAGCCCGGAAGGUAAAGUUCCACUUAUCAAACUUGAUGAUAAGUGGCUUGCAGAUUCAGAUGUUAUUACACAGUCAUUAGAUGAAAAGUAUCCUGAUCCUCCGUUAAGCACUCCACCUGAGAAAGCUUCCAUUGGGUCAAAGAUCUUCUCCACAUUCAUCGGUUUUCUUAAAAGUAAAGAUCAAAGUGAUGGAACCGAGCAGGCAUUGCUUAGCGAGCUUACUUCCUUCAACGACCAUAUCGAAAAAAAUGGCCCUUUUAUUAACGGGAAAGAUGUUUCUGCUGCGGACUUAGCUCUUGGACCAAAACUCUACCAUUUAGAUAUUGCUUUGGCUCACUAUAAGCAGUGGUCGGUUCCAGCUUCACUUCCCUAUAUGAAGUCGUAUAUGGAGAAAAUUUUCACCAUGGACUCAUUCAUCAAAACACGGGCUCUGCCAGAGGAUGUUAUUGCUGGGUGGCGUCCAAAAGUAAUGGGCUAAUCGGUCUUCCUGCUGAAUACCAGUUCCAAUCCAGGCACUGGGGAUCGAUGCCCUCGAAUGUGUAUAACGGGGUACAUGUGGAUCACCAUGUUCUUUUGUUCUGUCAGUCAUGUUAGUUAAAAAAUUAUACAAAAUAUAAAAGAGAAAUAUAUGCACUAAUUUUUUGUUCUGUCAGUCAUGUUCUCAAGAAAUGAAUUACCAAACAUCAUAACUAUUAAGAUGUCAAUGAGUAGUAUUACCUUCUAAUA